Messenger RNA from Talaromyces atroroseus, 570 nucleotides. RefSeq lists its product as hypothetical. NCBI's taxonomy places the organism in Eukaryota, Fungi, Ascomycota, Eurotiomycetes, Eurotiales, Trichocomaceae. Gene Ontology annotation, cellular component: membrane. Gene Ontology annotation, molecular function: copper ion transmembrane transporter activity. Bases 1 to 570 code for a protein of 189 amino acids. Gene Ontology annotation, biological process: copper ion transmembrane transport. The transcript is spliced from 4 exons. The record is from RefSeq and is a predicted model, not a curated record.
AUGGAUCACUCACACAUGGACCACGGAGAUAUGGGCCACGGCGGCGGACAAUGUGUUACGAAUAUGCUCUUCACUUGGUCCACUACAAACAUGUGCAUAAUCUUCCCCGAGUGGCGUAUACAAGGCACCGGCUCGCUCAUCGCAUCCCUUUUCGCAAUCAUCCUGCUCACCUCUGGCUACGAGGCUGUUCGAAGCUUCACUCGUCUCUAUGAAGCAUCACAUGCUCAGCGACUCAAGGGCUUUUCUUCUGCUGUUUUGAUUGUCGAUGAGAACGCUGGCCCUGAAAUUACACCGGGUAAUGCAACCCUGGAAGAACCCAGAAGAGGAGGUCUUGCACGUUUCACGAACUCACUGCUUGUAGGCAGGGAUAGUAAGCAAGCGGUGGAGCGGCGGGGGCGGUUGAUCAUGGCGACACUGUACGCGGUGCAAGUGUUUUAUAGUUUUUUCAUCAUGCUUCUCUUCAUGACAUAUAAUGGAUGGGUUAUGCUUUCUGUGGCUGUCGGCGCGUUUGUUGGAUACCUUGUUUUUGGCGGCGAUGCGCCUGCAACGAAAUCCGCAGCGUGCCACUGA